CUCACAGCCACAGCCACAGCCAAGCUUUCAAGCCCCAGAGUUCUCAACAGGGAGACACACACAUAUUCUGGGUCCACGAUGGCGUCCAGCUACUCGGUGCGCAGCUUCUCCGUGGGCCGCCAGCCCUCCUUCUCCUCCCUCUCUCUGCGCGACAGCGGCCGCAAGCGCUCCGUGGCCGCCUCCGUCUCCUUCUCCUCGCCGCUGGCGCGCUCCUCCUCCGUGAGCCACGACCUCAACCUGAACUCGCUGACGCUGACGCACAACAACGGCCUGGGCAACAGCACCAACGAGAAGGAGGCCAUGCAGAGCCUCAACAACCGGCUGGCCAGCUACCUGGACAAGGUGCGCACGCUGGAGCGCUCCAACGCCGACCUGGAGCUGAAGAUCAAGAAGCUGAUGAUCGAGAGGGUGCCCAAGGGACACGAUAUAGACAGCAUGAUGGCCCAGGCACACGCCUUGGAACAAGAGCUGAGGAAGAAGACCCUGGAGAAUGCUCGGCUCAUGCUGGAGAUAGACAACGCCAAGCUGGCCGCAGAUGACUUCAGGAUCAAGUGGGAGGCUGAGAGUGCGAUGACCCAGUCUGUGGAGAGGGACUGUGUGGCCCUGAAGAAGGCCAAGUCAGAUCACGACCAGAUCAACGCCAGCCUGAGGGGAGACCUGGACAGCCUGAAGGAGGAACUCUACUUCCUCAAGAAGAACCAUGAGGAGGAAAUGGAUACCUGGAGGUCUCGCAUUGCGCGUGAGGAGGUGAACGUGGAGGUGGAUGCGGCGCGUGGGCCGGAGCUGGGGGCCGUCCUGUCGGACCUCAGGAACCAGUACGAGGGCAUCGUCUCAAAGAACAAGGAGCAGGCCGAACAGUGGUACCGCAAGAAGCACCUCAUGGGUCAGCAGAGGUAUGGCAAGACGGUUGGUUAUAAGACGCUGGAGAAUGUGCAGAAUGAGGUGAGGGAGAGCAACGAGGCCCUGCGGAGCGCCCAGAACGAGCUCAGCGAGCGCCAACGCUUCCUGCAGACCCUGGAGGUGGAGCUGGAGAGCCUGCACAAACAGCUGGCGACCCUGGAGGGUAACCUGGGUGAGACGGGUCAGAAGUAUGCGCUGGAGAUGGAGCGUCUGCAGGCCACGCUGUCGCAGCUGGAGGACGACCUGUCGCAGCUGCGCCUCGACAUGCAGCGCAACAAGACGGACUACGAGCAGCUGCUGCGCAUCAAGCAGAACCUGGAGAUGGAGAUCGCCACCUACAGGAGGCUGCUGGAAGGAGAGGAAGGGAUGAAAGAGGUCCCUCCUCCACCAAAAAAGGAGCCUGACGUUCGAACCAGGAAGAUCGUGAAGGUGGUGACCCAGACCAUGAUCAAUGGGAAAGUGGUGGACGAGUCCAGUGAAGUCGAACAGAUUGAGGAAACCAAGAAAUGAGACUGUCUGUCCGUUAGAGCCUAGUUUCUUGCCCCUUUGUCAAAUAAAUAGAUAUUUACAGUGUAGGGCCCAUAUUGUAAGACACACACAC
This is a messenger RNA of Engraulis encrasicolus (European anchovy), 1501 nucleotides long. RefSeq lists its product as uncharacterized. NCBI's taxonomy places the organism in Eukaryota, Metazoa, Chordata, Actinopteri, Clupeiformes, Engraulidae. The record is from RefSeq and is a predicted model, not a curated record. Gene Ontology annotation, molecular function: structural molecule activity. Gene Ontology annotation, cellular component: cytoskeleton. Bases 79 to 1410 code for a protein of 443 amino acids. The transcript is spliced from 10 exons.